Molecule: messenger RNA, 1533 nt
Organism: Prunus armeniaca (apricot)
Lineage: Eukaryota; Viridiplantae; Streptophyta; Magnoliopsida; Rosales; Rosaceae
Source: the annotation of a GenBank genome assembly
AUGUUGAAGAGCUUGAACUCAAGACCAGCGGUGAGAGUUCCACCAACUCUAGCUCCUCUCACCAGAAGCACUGCCCUGAGCAAAACCCUAGCUUUCGCCUCUUCAACAACAAUGGCUGCUUCUUCUUCUCUCUCUUUUAGGCCUCUACUUAGCUCCCUCGCCACCGAUCUCAAAGACGUCGGUUUAUCGCCUGCGAAUUUAGUACCAAGCUUUGGGGAUUCCCUCGUGAGUUUUGGGUUAAAAAGGGCAACAACGCUGAGGGGAAAGAGGUUGUUGUUGUCUGGAAAUAAAUUCAAAGUGAAUUGUUCAGCUGAUAGAGAGAUGGAUGUGAGCACUUCAGCUGUGGUUGAUGGUGUUGCGGACUGCUUAAAUGAAAUUGAGCUGAAAGAGCCUAGUAUUUCAACAAUUCUGAUGAAUUUCGAGAACAAGUUUGAUCCUUACAAUGCAAUGAAUACGCCACUUUACCAAACAGCUACUUUUAAGCAGCCUUCAGCAACAGAAAAUGGUCCUUAUGAUUAUACCAGAAGUGGAAAUCCCACACGGGAUGCCUUGGAAAGCCUUUUGGCAAAGCUUGAUAAGGCAGAUCGAGCAUUUUGUUUCACUAGUGGAAUGGCUGCUCUGGCUGCUGUUGCUCAUCUUGUAGGGACAGGUGAGGAGAUUGUUGCCGGAGACGACCUGUAUGGUGGUUCAGAUCGGUUACUGUCACAAGUAAUUCCAAAGACUGGAGUUGUGGUGAAACGAGUGAACACAAGUGAUUUAGAUGAAAUUGCAUCUGCUAUUGGCCCCUGGACGAAGCUUGUGUGGCUGGAGAGUCCCACCAAUCCUCGACAAAUAAUUUCUGAUAUUCGCAAAAUAGCAGAGAUGGCUCAUGCACAUGGUGCUAUUGUGUUAGUGGAUAACAGUAUAAUGUCCCCUGUAUUGUCACAGCCACUGGAUCUAGGAGCAGAUAUUGUUAUGCACUCAGCCACUAAGUUUAUUGCUGGACAUAGUGAUGUCAUGGCAGGUGUAUUAGCUGUUAAAGGAGAUAGCUUGGCAAAGCAGCUAUAUUUCUUACAAAAUGCAGAAGGCUCUGGGUUAGCUCCAUUUGACUGUUGGAUCUGUUUACGAGGAAUUAAGACAAUGGCCUUACGUGUUGAGAAGCAACAGGACAAUGCGCAAAAAAUUGCUGAGUUUCUUGCUUCCCAUCCACGAGUAACGCAAGUUAAUUAUGCAGGGCUUGCUGAUCAUCCUGGACGUGCCUUACAUUAUUCUCAGGCAAAGGGUGCAGGAUCUGUAUUGAGUUUUCUGACAGGUUCACUGGCAUUAUCAAAGCAUAUUGUCGAGACUACGAAAUACUUCAGUAUAACUGUCAGUUUUGGAAGUGUGAAGUCUCUUAUAAGCCUGCCCUGCUUCAUGUCUCACGCAAGCAUACCAUCUGCAGUGCGCGAGGCCAGAGGUCUAUCUGAAGAUCUUAUUCGUAUUUCGGUGGGAAUCGAGGAUGUGAAUGAUCUGAUUGCCGAUUUGGACUAUGCACUUAAAACUGGCCCUCUGUAG